AUGGCUGUGACUGACCCUAUACACGAUGCUCGAGAGCGGGCAGAUGUUGUGACCAUUGGCUCGCGGAACUCCAAGCUGGCACUAGUGCAGACAAGGGAUGUCAUUACGAAACUGCAUAGCGUCUAUGGUCCCAGGCCUGACUACCAAGUCUUGACAGGUGGUGUAACAGGAGAUGCCGACAAGCGAACGCCUUUCAAGGCCUUAGCAGCACAAACAGGACUGGCCAAUGUAGGCAAGAGCUUAUGGACGACAUCCCUGGAGGCGGACCUGGUCGAUGGCAAGUAUGACUUUCUUAUCCACUGCCUGAAGGAUAUGCCUACGACACUACCUCUAAACUGCGCCCUUUCAGCAAUCACCGAGCGCGAGGAUCCGUCCGAUGCUGUUGUCAUGUCGCCCAGAGCGUCGUAUACUCGUCUAUGCGAUCUUCCAGCAGGCUCCGUCGUGGGGACGAGCUCUUGUCGGAGAAAGGCCUUGAUCGGUCGCAGUUGGCCGCAUCUUGUCGUCCAGGAAUGUCGAGGAAACAUAGACACCCGCCUUGCUAAGCUCGACCAUUUGGAGUCUCCAUUCACUUGUAUCAUUCUCGCGACAGCUGGAUUGAAUCGGAUGCACUUGCAACACCGUAUCACGGAACGAUUACAUCCAGCAGACUUUCCAUACGCCGUCGGUCAAGGAGCAUUAGGCAUCGAAAUCAGCACACACGAGCCUGACGUUGCCAAGCUUGUGAUGGCAGUUGAUCACAGGGAGUCCAGGUGGUGCGGGUUGGCGGAACGGGCAAUGCUUCGAAGCCUCCGUGGUGGAUGUUCGUCGCCUAUUGGCGUCUGGUGUAGGCCUGAGGCUACUCCUGAUGGAGCAUCAGAUCUGGGAAGUGAACAGGGGCCAGUGCUGCGCCUACGACUGGAUGCGACCGUACUGAACACCCAAGGCUCGUCAAGUGUGAACGUGGAGGAGUCUCAAUCUGUGGAAAGCGAUGAGGACGCCGAGCGCCUUGGUGAGACUGUCGCGAGACUUUUGAUUGCUCAAGGAGCCGAGAAGCUGCUACAUGGAGCAUAG
Messenger RNA from Recurvomyces mirabilis, 1050 nucleotides. RefSeq lists its product as uncharacterized. The transcript is spliced from 2 exons. Bases 1 to 1050 code for a protein of 349 amino acids. Gene Ontology annotation, molecular function: hydroxymethylbilane synthase activity. Gene Ontology annotation, cellular component: cytoplasm. NCBI's taxonomy places the organism in Eukaryota, Fungi, Ascomycota, Dothideomycetes, Mycosphaerellales, Teratosphaeriaceae. Gene Ontology annotation, biological process: heme biosynthetic process. The record is from RefSeq and is a predicted model, not a curated record.